Molecule: messenger RNA, 2099 nt
Organism: Ostrinia furnacalis (Asian corn borer)
Lineage: Eukaryota; Metazoa; Arthropoda; Insecta; Lepidoptera; Crambidae
Exons: 1
Coding region: 153-953 (266 amino acids)
Source: RefSeq, a predicted model, not a curated record
AUUUUAAUGGCGGCUGGUCUGUUGAUUGUUUCGUAAUUUUAUUUUGAUUUUGGUCGUAAUUAUGUUUUACGCUAGCCAAUGUUGUAAAUUAAGUAAAUAACGUAUAACUGUGACUGUAAAGUUGACUAUUACACUGAUAAGUCGGAGAUUGUAUGAUAACAACCGCAAAAAUGACGACACACGAAGUAAUGCACCAAGCUCAACAACAACAUAUUCAUGAAGUUCCUGUGUUGAAUUUGUUAGUGCCGAUGCAACAACAACAACAGCCUGUUAUGACGCAAUUGGUGCCAGUGCAGCAACCGGUACAGCCGAAUCCAGAGCCUGCCCCGCCGGCAAGCGAGGUCAAAAGACUGAAGUCGUCCGAUAAGAAGAAGAAAGAGGCGAUCGACGGUCAAGCGAAGGAAAUAAUAUUCAAAGUUAUUAAGUUUUUUGAGAGCGAGAAACAGAAUAGAGGCUACGCUUUUCCCGUGGAGAAUGUUGUCAAGCGAGCGUGCGCGGCGACAGGCUUAUCAGAAAGUACAAUCAAAAGAAUCAAACGGGACGGCUUGCGAGCGGAGGCGACUCAAACAAAAAUGACUGGUCCAAAAAAGAAACGGGUUAGAAAAACUAAAGUGCAAUUAGACUACUUCCAACUGUGUGCGUUAAGGGGCAUAGUGAACAGUUAUUCCCUACGUAAAGAAGUCCCAACGUUAGGUAAAAUAUUGGCAUCUGCCAAAAACGAACUCAAUUUUAAGGGUGGCAAGGAGUCUUUAAGGUUAAUAUUAUUGAAUAAGCUCGGCAUUAAGUUCAAGAAGUGCGAGAAGAAAAAUAAAAAGCCUCCGGAGCAAACGCCUCCGCCUCCGCAGCAAGUUCCGAACGUAAUGCCUCAUCCGCCCAUGCCUCAAAUGAAACCGAUGGAAAAUCAUUGCGUUUACACGAAUAUGAUGCAGCAUGUUCCUUCAGUGUCAUACUAAUACUAGAUUAGAAUUUUAGCGGUAAUAAAUGUAAAAAGUAUGAUUAAGAUGAAAAAUUGUCGAAUAAUAUUUUUGGUCUGUGUUAUGAAAUGAGACUUAAAAGUAGGUUACAUCCAAGUCUGCGAUUUGGUUUAAUUAAAUUAACAUUAUUUACACCACCAGAGUAAUAUUCUGCAUCUAUAUUCUUACAUAAGUGUCAUUUUAUAAUACAAACUACGUUGACAGUUUUUGUGCGAUGACUGUAUAAAAAUCAGAUCCACUGAAUAUCAGACGGAGUAUCUAUAAAUCUAACUUUUUCACAGUCAAUGCAUUCUUUAAUUCCCAGUUAAAAAACUUUAGGUGAGCAUUUUUCAAACCUAAAAAGUAAGUAGUGCGAGUUUAAGAUUAUAAUUCUUGAAAGUAUCCGCUAGGGAUGCUGUACAAUCUGUUAUUUAUUUAUUUAUUUCAUUAUUUAUUUAUUUAUUUAUAAUCUGCUUGAAGGCUCACAGAAAGUCCAACGCGCCAACAAGUUAUACAAUACAGAUAAUUUAUAAUGUCAAUGCCUAUGUAAAACUGUCAUACAUUUAAUGUAAUUUUUUUACGCAGUCCCUAGCAACGAUAUUCAAUGCUAACUCGCGCUUAUCACACUGCACUGGACCGUAAAGCAAAGAGUUGCUUAGAAAAUCUUCAAUCUUCAAAAGUACCUGACCUAGUUUUAUGAAACAAAAUAUAUUGGAAAUAUGCAAUUUAUUUUACACUAGCUUUUGCCAGCGGCUUAGCGGCUAAUGGCUGAAUUCUAGCUUAUUAUGAUAUGAGUUAUUAACAAUAACACUGUAGUUUCAUCAAAAUCCGUUCAGUAGUUUUUAUGUGAAACGUCCAUAAAAACUUUUGCAUUUAUAAAUUAUAUUAAUAAAUGAAUCGCAAAAUGUGUUGGUAAGCACAUAACUCAACAAUGUCUUGACCAAUUUUACCAAUUCUUUUUUUUUAAUGUUCGUUGAAGUAAAAGGAUAGUUUUUCCGGCGAUAAAUUUUUUUAUAAUUUUCGGGAAAACCGGGCGCAGAGCUAGUAUGUAGUAAGAUAAAAAGCUUGAAUUAAUUUUGUCUUUAUAGGUCAGGUACUAUCCGUUCGCGAUAAGUUUGCCGCUGGCGAUAUGACGUCACUCGAAGA